GUGCAUCAUUACAGCGCAGCAGCUGAGUCAGCAUGGUCGCUCCAGCGCGGUUCCUGCGGCAUGCUCAGACGCUGGCGGCACGCGGCAGUAGCACAAGCCGCUGUGCAGCAGCCAGCAGCACGGCUGCUACUGCCGAUGCAGCAGCGGCGCCGGCGGCGACACAUGUACGACAGGCGGGGGCCAUGCCAGUGACACGGAGCUUCAACAGCGCUGCUACAGGGCUGAGCGCAUUGCGGGCCGGUGGCGGCGGUGGUGGCAGUCGCAGUUGCAGUAGCAGUAGCAUUUUCAGCACCGGCGGCAGCAGCGGCACUAGGGGCAACUGGUCAUCACGCGCGUCUUCGACACACGCUUUCAAAUCCGCUGCAUCCUAUGCCGGCAGUAGCGGCCAACCCUACAGCAGCGGCAGUAGCAGCGACGACCGCAGCGGCAGUAGCAGCAGCAGCAGCGGCCGGGACACGCCCAAGGCUCAGGGGUUCCGCAUGCCUGGCGAGUGGGAGCCGCACGCGGGCACGUGGAUGGCCUUCCCGCACGACCCGCACCUGUGGCGCGCCGCCGCCCGGCCGGCGCAGCAGCAGCUGGCGGCGGUGGCGCGGGCGGUGGCGCAGUUCGAGCAGGUGUGGAUGCUGGUGGACCCAAAGGUGCGGGCGGAGGCGCGGGCGGCCUUCCGCGGCGUGUCGGGUGUGGAGCUGGUAGAGGCGCGCACUAACGACGUGUGGACUCGGGACUGGGGGCCCACGUGCCUGGUGCGGGAUGUGCCCGUCGGCAGUAGCAGCGGCGGCGGUGGCAGUAGCAGUGGCGGCGGCCGGCGGCGGCGGGAGGUGGGAGCCCUGCACUUUGACUACAACUGCUACGGCUCCCCGCUGAAGGAACACCCGCUGAUGCCGGACUGGUCGCUGGACCGGGCGGCGGGUCGGGCGCUGCCGGCUCGGCACCCGGACGUGGUUCGGCGCGAGCACGUGUGGCGGGCGCCGCCAGGUCUGCACCUGGAGGGCGGCGCCGUGCUGUCGGAUGGAGAGGGCACGCUGCUGGUGACGGAGGAGUGCCUGCUGCACCCCUCCCGCGCCCUGCCCCCGCCCGCCUGGCGCCGCCGCCACCCCCACCCCCUGGACAGCCUGGCCCUGGGCCGACCCGCAGACGCACCCGCCGCUGCCGCCGUAGCGGCUGUAGCAGCGGCUGUAGCAGCGGCAGAGGCCACCAGCGGCGGCGGCGGCGGCGCACCUGACGAGGCGGGGCUGGGGCGGCGGGUGGAGCGGGAGUCGCGGAAGGCGGCUGUGGGGGAGAUGCUGUGUGAGUGGCUGGGGGCGGACAAGGUGCUGUGGCUGCCGCACGGGAUGGCGGGAGACGAGGAGGGCACCAACGGACACGUGGACAACGUCGCGGCCUUCGCCGCGCCCGGCAUGGUACUGCUGGCCUGGUGCGACUCACCAGACCAGGACCCAGACCAGACCAGACUAGCCGCCGAGAAUCUCGCGGCUCUGGCAGACCAGACCGACGCCCGCGGCCGCAAGCUGCGUGUCGUACCCGUGCCGUGCCCACUGCCUGUGCUCAAGGUCACCAGGGAGGAGGCGGGCGGCGCCGCCGCCGUCGCGGCGGCGGCGGCGGCUGCCGGGUACGGCGGCAGGAUGGCGGCGGGCGCCCGCCUUCCGGCGUCGUACAUCAACCACUACAUUGUGAAUGGCGGCGUUGUGGUGCCGCUGUUUGGCGGCGAGCAGCGCCGUAGCGAUGACGCCGCGCUGGAGGUGCUCACGGCCGUGUACGGUGGCGGCGGCGGCGGCGGCGGCGGCGGCGGCGGCGGGCGGCGUGUGGUGGGUGUGGACAGCCGUGAGGUGCUGCUGGGCGGCGGCAAUGUGCACUGCAUCACACAGCAGCUGCCGGCGGCCUGGGGGUAGUAGGUAGCAGGAUAGCGUGGGAGCACCGUUAAUGGUGGGGUAGUGUCAUACCUGUGAGGGCUGGCAAUUGGGGUAAGUAGUAUGGCAGUCUGCUGCGUGAUAUUUGAGUGUGGUGGCGCAGGAAGCGGGUUGGUGAGGUUGUGGUUGGAGGCAGACGAGCUAUGGGCAGUUAGGGAUACCUGGGGGUCAGAAGGCGAGUACAUGGUGGGAGCGAGUGGUGUUGAGCGAGGAGAGGACAAGGCCGGCUUGGCGCUCGCUGGCCCAUGUUGGGAGUGCGUUGAGUUGCUUGCGUUGAAGGCUUGCGUAAUGCAACACAUGGACAGGGAGUUGGGUUGCCUUCAAACAAGCAGGAGUUAUCCAGUACGUAGCGAGCGAGCGGAUGCUUACUUGUGUCUUGGGCACAGCGUGGGGCGUCAUGGCGUCCAUACAUGGGGCCCGAGAUGUGCUUAGCACUGCACCCUGAACACGUGAUGAGUCCGUGUAUGACUUGGUGACUGACCAGGCGUGCUGUAGCCCACGCACCUUAACGGUCUGCUACACGAACGGAGGUCUCUGCCGUCAAUCAGGACAGGCACUGCCGUAUUGCGACUGCACACGUGCACCCCUUCUUUCUGCAACACUCAGAUGCAGGUGCGCCGUGUUCCGGGCGACGGUUCCCUGCGAGUUGGGACCUGUUUGUGGGGCAGGGGCAUACCGUGAAAACCCCUCCC
Messenger RNA from Chlamydomonas reinhardtii, 2599 nucleotides. RefSeq lists its product as uncharacterized. The record is from RefSeq and is a predicted model, not a curated record. Gene Ontology annotation, molecular function: protein-arginine deiminase activity; agmatine deiminase activity. The transcript is spliced from 8 exons. Lineage: Eukaryota; Viridiplantae; Chlorophyta; Chlorophyceae; Chlamydomonadales; Chlamydomonadaceae. The coding region runs from base 33 to 1889 and encodes 618 amino acids. Gene Ontology annotation, biological process: putrescine biosynthetic process.